CGUUAUCCUCAUCUCCUGUCUCUCUCGUGGCUGAAGCCUGCUCUUUUUCUCUUGCCGGCUACACUAGCCUUCCCAUCCGCUCCCCCAAUCGCAUCGCAUCUGGCCGCCGAGGUUCCAAUAGAUGGCGUGUGGUUUGAUUGCCUGGACAUGGAAGCGUUCGCCGGGGCAAGAAAUCCUACCACACCUCCGUUUGGAUCUAGGGAUGGGCCAUCGGCGCGAUCUGGGGCAAGGCACAGCACACCCACCACCAGGUCCAAGCUAACGUUAGGUUUGCAUGGCGGUUGUUGAGGUCGCUUCCACCUCGCAAAGGACGAGCUUGUUCAAGGGGUGUGGCUGUCUCUGCGAUCUGCAAACAUCAUGGAUGCUCCCGACUCAGGCGCCAUGAGCGAUGACAAGGUACUGUGGUGGAAAUGCAGUUUUGCAUUUCCCUCGCUGCGUUUGCCUGCAGACAUCUCGGCGGGCAGCCCCUUCCCGCUCUGCAGCAAGUGGAGGCCCCUCCUCCAGCGUCAAGCGAACGGGCGUCCCAGCACAACAACCCCCCACUGCCGGGCGCCCACACACACCUGUGCCUUUCCCAUCUGCACCCGCGGGCCCUAUGUAAGUCAUCCGCUGGUUGACACCACUUUCUCAGAGGAUGGGACCAAUAACAUGAUAGCGCUGUUGGGCUUGUUUCCACCAGAUCCCGCUGUCAAGGGAGCUGGAACCCAGUGAAUGGCCGCCAGAUCUGCGCUCGGGCACCCGUCCCGGUCUACAUCACAUACCACCUCAGGUGCCAUUUGAUUCCUGUUCCCAGAACCAAGGCCUGCUCUUCUUAGGAAACGAUGGUGGGGACUGUGUCAGGCUGGCGCUACCAAGGACAUACAGCACCUAGAGCAACAACGGCACACUCCUGCGAAAGGCGCAUUGCUACACUAGACAUUAGGUUGGAUGCUAGUCACCCACGCGAGACGGCUUCUCCACCUGCGUCCGCCUCGGCAUUUUAUCGCUUUUUAAGCACAGGGACAUGGCACAGCGCCAUGUUGGCGCUAUAGGACAACAUCGGUCACUUGCAG
Canariomyces notabilis is the source of this 1052-nucleotide messenger RNA. RefSeq lists its product as uncharacterized. NCBI's taxonomy places the organism in Eukaryota, Fungi, Ascomycota, Sordariomycetes, Sordariales, Chaetomiaceae. The record is from RefSeq and is a predicted model, not a curated record. The transcript has a single exon. The coding region runs from base 358 to 711 and encodes 117 amino acids.